Messenger RNA from Vigna radiata var. radiata (mung bean), 1187 nucleotides. RefSeq lists its product as uncharacterized. The record is from RefSeq and is a predicted model, not a curated record. NCBI's taxonomy places the organism in Eukaryota, Viridiplantae, Streptophyta, Magnoliopsida, Fabales, Fabaceae. Bases 186 to 845 code for a protein of 219 amino acids. The transcript has 2 exons.
AUAUUCAAUGCCAUGAGCAGAGAUAAGCUAUGGUUUUCUCACCACAUUUAUUAUUAUUAUUACUAUAUAUGUAUAACCUUAGUACCUCUUCACCAACAUGAAGCAACCAUUUUUACACAUCAAAGCUAGCUCAAAGUUCUACUCAAAGAAAUCUCCCAUUUCAGAGAAACAAACACAUCAACGAUAUGGCUAAUUGGUCCCCUGAAAAUGCCAAAAAAGCUUAUCUACAAGCACUCAAAAUGGCCAAAAGAGACAAAGAACCUGAUGUAGUAGAGUUCAUAUCUGCUCUUGCAGCAGGAAACAAUGCACAACUCAUGGUGGUGGCCGGUGCCGGUGUGGCCGGUUCAGCCACCCUUGCUCUGGCUGCAGCGGCUCAUCAAACUGGUGGCCGUGUGAUAUGUGUAUGUUGUGACCAAAUAGAGACAAAACCAUUGAGAAAAGAUCUAGGAGUUUAUGCAGAUCGUGUUGAGUUUGUUGUAGGAGAUGUGAGAAGGCUUCUGGUAGGAGAUUACAAAGGAGCUGAUUUUGUGCUUGUGGAUUGUGACAUGAGUAAUGCAAGGGAAGCUUUUCUAGCAGCAUUUAAAGGUGCCAGCAGAGAUGGUGCAGUUGUGGUAGGAUACAAUGUUAAGCACAGAGCUUCGAGAUGGAGACAACUAAGAGCAUCGUUUUUACCCAUUGGAGAAGGGUUGUUAGUGGCCAAAAUAGAUCCAAAUUUGAAGGGUAAUAAUAAUCAAAGGGUUGUCCGAAGGAGGAGUCGUUGGAUUGUUCAAGUGGAUAACUGCACUGGAGAGGAACAUAUUUUUAGGGUCACCUCUCCUCAUAAGAAAGUGCAGAUUGAAGUCUAAGGUUUGAUAGGUUUGAUAGGUUUUCUUUUGGAUUAUGAAUAAUAUGAAAUCAUAGAAGUAAACAUAGAUAACAUGGUCUGAAGGGUACCUCCUAGGAUUGUGUUAUAGAACAGAAGCCAUUUGGUGUUCAGUGAUCUUCUACUUUGCUGUUUUCUUUUUCAUGUUUUUAAGUGUAUAUUGGUGUAAAUCAUUUGGUCUGUUAAUUUUUUUUCACAGGCCAAAGAAGCAAUGAAUGUAUAACAGAAAAAGAAGUUCAAAUUUGUAGCAUGUUGACCUUCAAAAUAGCAAGAAAACCAUCUAUAUGAUAAAAGUGUAAUGAACUUACUUUCUUCAGCUUGCAUA